AUGCCGGCCGCCGUACGGGAGGUCACCUCAAAGCCGGAGCGGAGAACGCCUACACUUGGUACAAGCGGCGGGGAGCCUGCCAAGAUGGCCGGCAAGAAGCGUGUGCGUAACUUCACAGCCGAUGACCGCGCGACCCAUCGCAUAUUCGAGAAAAACCGGCGCGAAGCGUUCAAGGGCCGUCUGACUGUGGGUCUUACUGAGUCCUUACAAUCAUCUUUGAUCUACUGUGCUCCCCUUAGCAGCACUGACCCUCGACGCCUUUCCAAGCACGUCGUGGUCGAAGAGAGCAUUGCUCGUCACAAGCUCAUGAAAAGUCUCUGCUCUGAUGCGUUCCAAGACAUCCGUGCUCUGGUGCAAGAGCGUGAUGAGCUUCUUGCUCAGGUCAACCACCGGAGGCUUAUUGACGGUUUAGCGCCACAGGCUGCGAAGGCCGUCAAUCUACACAUAGACCGCCUUCAGCUCCGUGUCACCAACGGCCGUUUCAGGGUCUAUGCCUACUUUAAUAUCCCUCGCAAUUCCGGCGCCCGCAGCGGAAACCACUCUCCUCGACCGUUUCUGGGAUGUGACGCACCAGGAGUCGAUUUCCCACACGAUCACAUUGCCCUUACAAGAUUUACCAUCAUUCGCGACACAGGAUCCCUCGCAAACCUGCGCCGAAAUUUCUUCCUCUGCUCUAGCCAUUCAAGACGUCCCUUUCCUGGACUUUGA
This is a messenger RNA of Verticillium alfalfae VaMs.102, 708 nucleotides long. RefSeq lists its product with no specific name. Lineage: Eukaryota; Fungi; Ascomycota; Sordariomycetes; Glomerellales; Plectosphaerellaceae. The record is from RefSeq and is a predicted model, not a curated record. The transcript is spliced from 3 exons. Bases 1 to 708 code for a protein of 235 amino acids.